Molecule: messenger RNA, 2070 nt
Organism: Amaranthus tricolor (Joseph's coat)
Lineage: Eukaryota; Viridiplantae; Streptophyta; Magnoliopsida; Caryophyllales; Amaranthaceae
Product: squamosa promoter-binding-like protein 13A
Exons: 4
Coding region: 680-1852 (390 amino acids)
Cellular component (GO): nucleus
Molecular function (GO): DNA binding
Source: RefSeq, a predicted model, not a curated record
GGCUAGAAAGCCUAAGGGGUGACUACCCAUGUUAAGUCUUUGUGAACUUAAUUCAACACAUAACUCGCUACUUAUAAACACCUAAAGAAACCCCAUUUGUAUUGUUUUGCCUUUCUUAACAUACAUCAACUCAACUCAAUUCUUUUUCUUUCUUUUUCUCUCUCAAAGUGUAAGUGUAGCCUCAAACCCAUCAAAGUGUCAAUAAUUUCUUUAUUGUAAAUGUAUGUUGUCUAGCCUUAGCUUUACUUUUCUCUUGUCUUGCUAAAACAAAGCCUAUUACAUACACCCAACUCUUUCUUUCUUUGUUUCUUUUCCUCUCUCUUCCUGAUCCACACUGUUGUCAUAUUAUUGGUUUGUAAUGGAAUCACUGUCAGAGAAUGAAUGGUUAGGAAGCCUACAUCAGUGUCCUUCUUCUGCUAAUCUUUUUUGUGAGUUUAUUUUUACUUUUUUUUUUCUUUUUUCUUUUUAUUUAUAUUUACUUGGCAUUAGCUGUUCUUGUUUAAUGUUUAUUGUUAUCCUCCUUUCCUAAUUGUUUGGGCCUUCUCUAUUUCUUCCCACUUUCUUGGAUUAUCUGUGCCCCAAUUUGACAGUCUAGAAGUUAUAUACAUCACAGCAAUCUGCUUGGUUUCUCAUAAGGAUAGUAUAGGGAGGAUAGAUUUGUAAAGGAGAAGGUUAUUAUAUGGGCUGUAAUCUAAACAGGAAUUACUUUGAUUUGGGUGAGUUUGAAAAGGGAGGAAUUGCUACUAUUUCAGCCAUUUUCGGGUCCCCUAACUUUGAAUCAGAGAGUGUAAAGGGUGAGAGUUUAGUAGAUUUGAAACUAGGAAGAUCAAGUGAUAUUGGAAAGGGAUUUACAACUUCUCUUAUGGACCCAUUUGCUGCAUCGGCUGGAUCAUCGAAGAGGCCUCGUACACCAAGUAGCAGUGGCCAAGUCAUUUCGUGCUUGGUCGAUGGGUGCAAAUCCGAUCUUAGUAAAUGUCGAGAUUAUCAUCGACGUCACAAGGUUUGUGAGCUGCAUUCCAAGACCCCUAGAGUUACUAUUGGGGGUCAUGAACAGCGUUUCUGUCAGCAAUGCAGCAGGUUCCAUGCACUAGGGGAAUUCGACGAGGGAAAGCGGAGUUGUCGGAAACGUCUUGAAGGUCAUAAUCGUCGUAGAAGGAAGCCUCAGCCUGAACCCCUGCCUGUGAAUCCUGGAAGUUUCAUUUCUACUACUAACCAAGGUAGUAGACUUUUGGCAUUCAACCAGCCAAUAAUUCCAGCUUCAUCAGUAGUAACCACCACUUGGUCUGGUGCUGUCAAAACCGAGAGCAAUCAGACACUUUACAGUACGAGUAGCUCGGUACCUAGCUCGUAUUCUCACGCCUACAGAAGUAGGCAGUUUCCGUUCUUACAAGUGCCUGAAUCCCCGCUUCCUGGAGUUUCGCUAGCUGGUCAAACAAUCCAUCACGAUCCCAACAAUAAUGAUGGCGGCAGCAGCAACAGCGGCAACACCAAUACCCAGAAAUCGCUGUUCUGUAACGGCCUAAACCAAGUGCUUGACUCGGAUCGUGCUCUCUCUCUUCUGUCAUCAUCGUCUGCUGAGACUCCCGAGAUGGGUUUGGGCCGUAUGAUCCAUCAUCCCAGCCCGAUAAACCCAACUCGGUCGAUGCUCCCUAGUCUGCAUUACAGCAAUCUAACCUCCCCUUCUCAGUACCCUGGCUCAGCACAAGGGCAUGGUUUGGAAGGACAUCCAGAAAGUUCUGGAUUGUUCUCUAACUUAAGAAACAACAACUUCUGUCAGGAUGUUUUCCAGAAUGAUACUGAUCCAUCACCAGCUAGUGGAAGUCAUCAAACACUUUCCUUCACUUGGGAGUAAAUUCAGUUGUGAUUUGGUAGUUAUUUAUCUUCCUAAUCCUAAUUAGUCCCUACUUAUGGAUACUUUACUGUAUGAUCACUUUUUUUUUUUAAGUUUUCAAGAAUUUAGCUUUUUCUUGAAUUUGGUACAUUUGAUUGCCUCCUAAAUCUUGUGUUUCUUGGAUACUCCUAUUUUUAGAAUAUUGUCUCACUUUCUAAUUUCUACAUUUAAUCGCCCUU